AAAAACAUAUAUAUAUAAUAUAAAUAUAUAUUAAAAGUAUUAUAAAAACUAAAAAAUAUUAUAGCAAUUAAAAAAUAUUAUAAAAAUUACAAAAAAAUAAAUUAAAAAAUAUUCAAAAAUAUUAUUAUUAUUAUAAUUGACAUAAAUAACACUGCAAAUUAUUUUAUGUGCAACAACUACUGAAAUUUGAAAUAAAAGUUGGAAAAAAUUAGUGAAAUUCUCGAAGCAAAUUUCCUACACCAAAAUUCACUUCAAGGAUUAUACAAUUGCUGCAUGCAUAUGCGCCAUUUUGUAGAGUUGUGCGGGUCGAACAGCGCAUAGCGUUGGCUGCAUGACCAUAACAAUAACAAAAACAACAACAAUAGCAGGCCCGUAACCAAAAUUGCAAACAAAAUAUAAAUAUUGGAAUAAAAUUCAACAGCGACCAAAUAACUGCGCCGAAAAGUGAAUAUACAUACAUAUAUGUAUAUAAUAAAUACAUAAUAUAUACAAACUUAUAUACAUAAGCCAACACAUAGCGGUUAUGGCCGAAAAGCCACCAGCAUAAGCACCAAAUAAUAGUAACAACAAUAAGUUUGCUACCAAACGCAACAACAAUUGCAAUAUAUGCGCAACAUUUGUUAUUUACAACAACAACAACAUAACUGGUAUAUAAAUACAAAGCGCUGUGUAUAUGCGCGCAGCAUAGUUGGAGGCGCGUUGAAGUAAAAGGACGCUAGGCGCACACACCAAUACAUACACACAUCACACACAAUCGAAAAGAAAAACAACAAAGUAGCAGCAGAACAAGCAGCACAAAAUCCAUACUCGUCUACACUCGUUUACUGCUCGGUGUUGGUGAGUGUGCGCGUGUAUUUGUGAGCUUGUAGGCGCGCGCCUACAAUUGCUUUGCCUUUGCCUGGGUGUGUGUGUGUGUGAGCGCGGUUGUGAAACUUUUCCGACUUGUAUGUGCGCGUGCGAAGGCAAAUAAACAUUUACUAUUACUACAUUACAACAACAACAAUACCAACAACAGCAACAGCAACAGCAAAGCACAAAAGCAAUAAAAACCGUUAGCGGCAACAAAUCAAUGAAUACAAAGUUGCCAUCGUCGUCGCCGCCAUCAUUAUCAUUAACGCCAUUGCUAGUCGGCGAAAAGCAGAAGCAGCAGCAACAACAACGCUAGCGCGUAACUAAAUAGAAAUCGCCUCAGAAGAAACGUUUGUACAUGCCGAACGCAUAAACGAAGCGCAUUUUUUCAAGGCGCCGCAUUUCAUAAGCAACGCACGGCUCACAAACUCGCCCGCUGACUCCAACUUCAAACGUCCGUUUUGCCUAUUUUCACGCAGUUAAUAACAUUUCCGCUUGUGGUUCGUUGCAUUAUCACGCUCGUUUAUUAGUUCGCCUUUUUCUUGCUAGCAAAAACUUCCGUCGCACCGCCGCGCGCUUUGCAUUCGCCGCCGCGUCAGUAACGCGAUUCGCCGCGCCUACUAAAACAAGCGAAAAUGUCGCACGUAUAUAAAGCGCGCGCUCGCGUCUACAAAUCGCUUCGUCAGGGAAUGUGCACAGUGGCAGCAGAAAGUAUGAAUAUAAAUACAACCACGACUGCGCCGAGUGAGUAUCACAGCCGAAUUGCAGCGUCCACAGCUGUCUCCAGCUACAGGGUGCUGCAAAGGCCGCUGGCCUGCAUAUUCAUCGGCUUCGUCGUCCUGCUCAGCUGUCUCGUACAAAAUGCUUCAGGGCGCGCACCACCAGAGCCCUACUACGGUCGCUACAUCGGAGAAUUCACAAAUUUUGCGCACGGCAUAAAGGGCUCCAUUUAUGCCGUCGACGAAUCUACGCUGUUCAUCAAAUCAUUUGCAUAUGAUGGCACGGGACCGGAUGCAUUCUUCUGGGUUGGUAAAACUCCACGUCCAAGUCCCGAAGGAUACAUCAUACCAUAUCCAGAAGAGUAUGCUGGCAUCGAUCCACCAAUUUUGCAAGCGCACAACAACACCAACAUCAUACUGCGUCUGCCCAUGGGCAAAAGGAUUAAGGAUAUACGAUGGCUGUCCGUGUGGUGCCGACGAUUUACGGUUGAUUUCGGUGAAGUUUUUAUCCCACCUAACCUCGAUGUACCAAAACCACGCGUGCUACCGGAAUUCAAACGUCUAGCACAUGGACUACGCUCGAGCAACAUAAGUGUUUUGGAUGCGAAAACUUUCUAUAUACCCAAUCUACACUAUGACGGCGCCGGUCCAGAUGCCUAUUUCUGGGUUGGCAAUGGCUCCGAACCUAAUAUUAUGGGCAUUAAGGUACCCAAUGAGGUUGGCUCACUAGAACCGCUGCGUGGUUAUCAAGGUGAAGAUAUCGAGAUACAGUUACCGGGCUCCCUGACAGUUUACGAUAUCGAUUGGCUUUCGGUUUGGUGUGUGGAGUACAGGCAUAAUUUCGGGCAUGUUUUCAUACCGAAAGAUUUGGAUGUGCCGCCAGCGUUGGGUCAAACAAAAAUAACGACCACCACCACACCACGUCCCGUCUACGCCAAUUGUCGUGAGAUUAUACCCGACAAACUGCAAGUGAAAUGGGAGUUACAAGGCGAAUACAUACAGAUCGAGCUGUUUGGACGCAUUGCCGAGGAUCAGUAUAUGGCCUUCGGUCUAUCUGGCGCCAAUGGACGUGCGCAAAUGUCGCAAUCGGAUGUUGUUGUCGCAUUCUACGAUACCAAUGCGCGCGUUUUCCGUGCCGAAGACUACUUCAUCUCCGAUUUGUCGCAGUGCGAUGGCCAGCACGGCGCUUGUCCCGAUAGUCGCAUCGGCGGACGUAACGAUGUUAUUGUCUUGAGCGGCGAUCGCAAGAAUAAUGUGACCAGCAUACGCUAUAAGCGCCUCAUACAAACCAACGAACCGAUCUACGACUUUGCCAUACCAUUGGAUCGCGAAGUGUCCGUGAUCGCUGCGAUCGGACCGCUGAAUAGUCUUAUGGAGGCAAAUGCGCAUUCGCACACCGGCAACGAUCACACCAUCGACGAUGUGCGCAUUAAUUUCUCAUCGCGUAAUGAUCAUUCGUGCAAGAAUUCGCUGUACAGUUUCAAAGAUCAGAGCGGUCCAAAGCCCUGGCCAACACGUAAGAUCACUAACGAGACCGUAUUCACGGCACGUAUUGGUCCCACAGGCGGUAAACGUGGUUACACGCCACUCACUGGUAUACCUUCCUGGGGUAUUGCUUGGUACUUGAAUGAUCUGCUAAUACCAGAGAUAACGGUGCAGCGUGGCAAAACUUAUGAGUUCUAUGUCGAGGGCGGUGAUGAUCCCGCACAACCUGCCAGAUACCAUCCAUUCUAUAUCACCGAUUCACCGGAAGGCGGUAUUGGACAAAUGACUGGUCUUGAAGUAAGCAAACAAAAAGCUUAUGCCGGCGUCGAAUUCGAUAAGGAGGGUAACCCAAUACCGACUGCAUUUGGACGUUACUGCGAAUGGACACAUCGUACAGUUGAUCUAUCAGCCCAGAUUGAAACCUUUGAGGAAUAUAUGAAGACCUUGAUGCUGGAAUGUGUUGAGGGUGAACCGGGCUUCUUAAAUUGGACAGUACCAUUGGAUGCACCAGAUCUGCUGUAUUAUCAGUGCUUCACACAUCGAAAUCUCGGCUGGAAGAUAAACGUGGUCGACGCCACAGACGCAUCAACAGCGCUGCAGCUAACCAUCACCAAUGCGAUUGUGUAUACAAUUUCCGUGCUAUUUAGCCUGUUUGUGACGCAAAACAUUUUCAGUUUGUCAAUAAUUGCCUGAUAGUGGUGCUGCUGUCACAGCAAGUUAGAACAUUUUAAAUUUUAAAUGUCAAGUGAAAAACGUUUAAGAGGCUGAGGCAAAUGCGCAAAACGCACACAGAACACACAGAAAUAUAUUUUCAGAUAUAUACACACACGUGCAAUUUUAGUUAUUUGGAUAAAAAUUAUAAUUUUUGAAACUGUGAAACAUAUCUGGAAAAAGAGAAAGUAUAAGGGCAUAUCUUUGUAGAGCGCAUAUCGGUACGAUUUUUUAGUCCACGCACACUCAUACAUAUGCAUUUUGACUUUUAUAUAGUAUUUAUAAGCAGCAUAUCCGUUUACAAAACAACCAAAGCAAAGUAAAUU
Bactrocera neohumeralis is the source of this 4090-nucleotide messenger RNA. RefSeq names its product protein Skeletor, isoforms B/C. The coding region runs from base 1485 to 3746 and encodes 753 amino acids. The transcript has 12 exons. The record is from RefSeq and is a predicted model, not a curated record. NCBI's taxonomy places the organism in Eukaryota, Metazoa, Arthropoda, Insecta, Diptera, Tephritidae.